Centropristis striata (black sea bass) is the source of this 3429-nucleotide messenger RNA. It is a transcript of the gene prkab2, whose product is annotated as protein kinase, AMP-activated, beta 2 non-catalytic subunit. Gene Ontology annotation, cellular component: nucleotide-activated protein kinase complex; nucleus; cytoplasm. The transcript is spliced from 8 exons. The coding region runs from base 589 to 1389 and encodes 266 amino acids. The record is from RefSeq and is a predicted model, not a curated record. NCBI's taxonomy places the organism in Eukaryota, Metazoa, Chordata, Actinopteri, Perciformes, Serranidae. Gene Ontology annotation, biological process: signal transduction. Gene Ontology annotation, molecular function: protein kinase binding.
UGAGUCACCCAAAGGUUUCUACUUCGGAUUGAAUGUAAUUUUAAUAAUAGCCGAUUUAUCCAGUUUAUAAUUCCUCGGAGUAAAGUAUAUUGUCAGUGUAUCUGUAUUGUAUUGUAACAAUCUUCUUGUUUCCUCCUUCUUGCGCCGUGAUGCUAGAUAUAUUCCAUAGACUGUACGGUAUAUAUAAUUGAAAUCCUCCUGUUCUAAUUCUAUGGGCUAAUCUCACUAAGUUUGUCCUCUCCGCACGCCGUAGCUGGGGCACCCCCACUCUGCAGUUGUUGUAAAGAGGUUGGCCCCCUCCGCUGAAAACAAAAUAGAUAACACAAUAUCAGCUGGUAUCGGUUAGUUUAUUCGCUCUGUGGUUGCUGCAUGGGGAAUGUUUUCGUCGCGUUGUGAUAAUUUACACGGACGUCGCAAAUAAGACAAACGGCCUGCUAAGCUAGCUAGUUAACUGUUAGUUGUUAGAAAGUGACAGCUAGCAGCUAGCUUACUGUAAGCUAAAAAUAUUCUCCUGCCGAAGUGAUUUGAGGUGGGCGCAGCUGAACUGACAGAGAGGACACUUUGCAGCACCAUAGAUAGUGAGGCAUCAUGGGUAACACAAGCGACCGGGUGGCUGGAGACCGCCAUGGAACCAAGGCCCACCGCUCAGACAGCAGUGGCAGUCACAAAGACCAAGAACCCAGCAGCAAGAUGGUGGACAGCACAGACGACCCCAACAUCUUCAACACCCAUGGGCCAGACUCCAAGGCGUUAGGAGAGAAAGAGUCAGAUCAGGGUGACCAGGUGAAAACUGGUCCACAGGCUCGACCCACGGUCAUCCGCUGGGCUGGAGGGGGAAAAGAGGUCUACAUAGCAGGUUCCUUUAAUAACUGGAGCACGAAGAUACCACUAAAUAAGAGCCAUAAUGACUUUGUGGCGAUCCUGGACCUGCCAGAAGGAGAACACCAGUACAAGUUUUUUGUAGAUGGACAGUGGGUUCAUGAUUCCUCAGAGCCGGUUGUAACCAGCCAGCUCGGCACCAUCAACAACCUGAUCCAGGUGAAGAAGUCUGACUUUGAGGUGUUCGACGCCUUACACGUGGACUCGCUGGAGUGCUCAGACACAUCAGACCUGUCCAGCUCCCCUCCAGGUCCAUAUGGACAGGAGCAGUACGUCUUCAGGCCUGAGGAGCAUUUCAAAGCCCCACCUAUACUCCCUCCUCACCUCCUCCAAGUCAUUCUCAACAAAGACACCAAUAUAUCUUGUGACCCUGCCCUGCUGCCUGAACCCAACCACGUCAUGCUAAACCACCUUUACGCUCUCUCGAUUAAGGAUGGAGUAAUGGUGCUGAGUGCGACUCACAGAUACAAGAAGAAAUACGUCACCUCUCUGCUUUACAAGCCGAUCUAAACCUCAACUCGGGCGCUCUGCAGUGCUUUUAGAGAGAAGCAUGUAUGUAUUCUGCUGAUUUUUUUUUUAUUCUGUAUCAUCACAUUUAGCCAAAUCUUGCACUGAAACAAGUUUACAGGUGAGCUAAAGGCCAGUGGCUGUGACUGUGGCUUGGUUUUUUUUAAAGGGUUGCACUUCUGUCUACAUAGGGCUCUAAACAAAAGUAGCAAAGUGCGUGCGUGUGUGUAGGGCAUCAGAGAAAGAUGAAAACCGUACUGUGGCUUUUACCUGUGACAUCUACGGACAGAUAAGACUCUGACUAAAUCACUGUGUGUUUUGAUUGUUUGCUGCACAUUGUGAAUAUAUGCAUGUCAGUGUGUAAAAAAUAUUUUUUUUAAAAAGUGAGGAGUAGAGGAAGAGGAUGAACAGACUAAUUAAUGGUGAUUUCAAAAACGUUCUCUUCAAAUGAGGGCUUUUGAGUGUUAUUGAUGUGGAUCAACAGUUUGAUUUGUGUGUUGUGUCGUCAUAGCCUCCUGGAACUGAUUUGAAUUAAGGUUUGAACUAAUUGACUUGACAGCAUUUAUGGCAUGUGCAUUCAGAAUAGCAGAAUGGCCCAAAGCCAGGGUCUAGAUGCAGAUGAGAGUGGCAUUGGUUAAAGAUAAAGUGCAAUAACGUGCUGUGAAGAGAACUUAGCUAAAGAUAGACUCAGAAAUAUAAUAUUGUGUCAGUACACACAUAUAUUACACAUAUUUUAUAUCAUUCAGUGGAAUCAAAGUGAACUAACAAGUCCAGGAUGUCGGUUUUAUUAAUGUAAUGGUCACUAUGGAUGGAGUACUUAGUAUAAAGGUCAUUGUUUAGUUCUGCUGUUGCCUUUACCCCGACAUAAUUUUGCGAGCACUUUACCAUCCUGUGAGCAGGAGUGUUGAUAUAAGCUUUUAACUAUGCAGCAGUCAACUUUUUCUGAACUGUAGCGUCUCUGGAUUAUAGAACACAAUUAGUGCUUUUUUUUAGUGCUUCUUUCCUCUAGAUAUGAACUUGCAGUGCUUGUGUGUGCAACUGUAUUGUGUUCUAUUUUCAAAAAUAGAAAUGUACUGUAUGUAUCUGUUACAUGUGUAGUCAUACACAGGUGUGUACACCUACACAGUUUUUAAGGAAUACAUCACUCCAAAAAAUGAUUUUGUGAAGAAAACAGAGGAAUUUCUUGAUGAAUUGAAGUGAAUAGGGACUACGUUUAACAAGAGCCAAUAAACUAUAUAAAACAUCUGUUUACAUUCUACAACCUGUGAGUCAGACUGGUAAACAGAUGCUUGUAUAUAGUUUUCUGUAUUUUAAAUUGAGCCUUAAACUCUUUAAUCCGUCAAGAAUAUUCUUUGGUUUUUGUAUUCUUUGUUCACUGUGAAGACAUGCAAGUUUUCUUCAUGAAUUCAAAGUUACACUGCGUGAGUAAUUGAUUUAUGAUCAUUUGGCAUUGAAAUAGUAAUUUACCUUGCUGCUUUGCAUGCAUUGAAUGUCUGCAAUAUUUACUGAGUGUGGUGCGGCUCAAAGUGUGAUCAGAGGCUCAUUUUCAGAUGACUUUACAGGGCUAUGAGGAUAUAUAGUUGCCAUAAUUUUAAGAAUUGUACAGUUUGCUCACGUGUGUGUUCUUUAAGGUAUAACCCUUUAAGGGGAUCUGUAUUUUGAGGUACAGUGGUUUUGAAAGUUAUUUUUGUCAAGUAUUAAGUCGUGCUGUUUAAUCGUCUGCACUUGCAGUACAGUAUAUACCCACGGUUGAUACACUCUUCAGACUUAUAAAAGGUGCUUUCAUAAAUCCUGUUGGUGUUCAACGAGACGCUCUGAAAGUAUUUUGUGAAUGUCGAGCCUAGCCAUGAAGUUUUGUCCAAAGAGUUUUUCAGAUUUACAGAUAUGAUAAGGGAGCGAGGACAAGCGGCCAUGGACGUGAUGUUUUAAGGCUAAAACCAAAACUUGAAUUUUACAACCGUUUCCUGAAUGUUUUAAAAUGCUUUGCAGAACCAGUGUGAUGAUUAACUGUACAAGGUUUUACUUGUUUGCAAAUAAAAGAGA